CACGUCUCGGAUCCCGCUAACCUCCCCUCCUCCACACACACAUAAGCAUUGGUAGUAAAGAGAAAAAGGUGCGCGAGCAUCGUUCGGGUUCCAGAGGACUCAGCCAUUUCUCUCGUUAAGAAGAGCGUAGCAACGCGCAAGAGAAAGAGAGAGUGGUGUCUCUCUCGUUUGAAAAAAAGGUGUUUAAAUUGUUUUUUUUUUUAAUUUAAACGUUGCAAGGUGCGGGUAUACCCGAAAAUUUGUGCAAAAUAACGCGACGCAAAAGGAUGAUACACUCCGGGCGUACAAGGCUCGAGAAAAAAGUAAGUCGAGUGGGAGUAGGAGGAGGGGGUCAAAUUGUGCAAGGACUUCAAUCGGUCACCGAAACUGGAACCGGAAGUCAAUGGUGGAGACAACAGCAACCAUCCUAUCAUUAUCACCAUUAUCAUCAUCAGAGUGGUUAUUACACAUCGCAAUCGCAUCCUCACAACAACUCUGUCACUACCAUGAAGCAAUCCUAUAUGCAGCUAACGUGGAUUUUACACGACGACGAGGCGCAGAUUAACAAAAAACUGCCAAAGGAAUUGUUAUUAAGAAUCCUCUCGUAUCUCGACGUUAUAUCUUUAUGCCGAUGUGCCCAAGUAAGUAAAGCAUGGAACAUAUUGGCCCUCGAUGGUUCCAAUUGGCAAAGGAUCGACCUUUUUAAUUUUCAACGAGACGUAGGGGAAUCAGUAGUAAACAACCUUUCGGAACGUUGCGGUGGAUUUUUGCGACAAUUGUCACUGAGAGGAUGUAAAAGUGUCGGCAACGAUUCAAUGUGUAAAUUAGCCCAUGAUUGUCCCAACAUUGAGGAACUUAAUCUGAGUCAAUGUAAGAAAAUCUCGGAUGUAACUUGUGCGGCCCUCAGUAAACAUUGUAAAAAACUGCAACGAUUAAAUUUGGAUUCAUGUCCGGAAAUAACGGAUCUUUCGUUGAAAGAUCUAUCGGAUGGUUGUCGUAAUUUAACGCACAUCAAUUUAUCAUGGUGCGAAUUACUUACCGACAAUGGAAUCGAAGCAUUGGCAAGGGGUUGUAAAUUAUUACGUAGCUUUCUAAGUAGGGGUUGUCGUCAAUUGACAGACAAAGGUGUCAAAUGUUUAGCCGAAUACUGUCGACAUCUUGAAGCCAUUAGUCUACACGAAUGCAGGAACAUAACAGACAACGCGGUAAGAGAACUAAGUGAAAAGUGUCCAAAAUUACAUUAUGUUUGUAUAUCGAAUUGUCCUAAUUUAACGGAUGCAUCUCUCAUAACUUUGGCUCAACACUGUCCACUUCUUAGUAUUCUCGAAUGCGUUUCUUGUACUCAUUUUACAGACGCAGGUUUUCAAGCUCUCGCGAGAAAUUGCAGAUUACUCGAAAAGAUGGACCUCGAAGAGUGCCUUUUAAUAACAGAUGCCACCCUUAUACACCUGGCUAUGGGUUGUCCAAGAUUAGAGGAGCUGAGCCUGUCCCAUUGCGAGCUGAUCACUGACGAAGGGAUUCGGCAGCUUGCUCUUUCACCAUGUGCUGCGGAACACUUAGCGGUAUUAGAACUGGAUAAUUGUCCUCUGAUAACGGACGCCAGUCUCGAUCAUCUUUUACAGGCCUGCCACAAUCUAGAACGAAUUGAACUUUACGACUGCCAACUGAUCACUAGAGUUGGCAUACGUAGAUUAAGAACACACUUGCCGAAUAUCAAAGUACACGCAUACUUUGCACCAGUUACGCCACCUCCUAAUUCGGGAGCACCCCGACAACGAUAUUGUCGAUGCUGCGUCAUUCUGUGAUUUAUCAUUAAAAUGAUACUGAAGUAAAUCGUCCUUAUGAUCUAACUAUUGAAGAAGACGUCGUUUCAAAUGACGUUGACUUUUCUCGGUGGUCGUUGUUAACGUUUAACAACAGCGAUUAUGGGACCCUUUAUUGUGGUUACCGGAGAACAAUGAUGGAAUCCUGGUUGCCUAUCUUUGACAAUGAGUGUGAAACUCAUUGUCUAUUUAUAAAUGACUAUUUCAAACGUUUUCAAUUAAUUCGAGCUCCACACACGCAACGAGAGAAAUAGAA
Molecule: messenger RNA, 2058 nt
Organism: Polistes dominula (European paper wasp)
Lineage: Eukaryota; Metazoa; Arthropoda; Insecta; Hymenoptera; Vespidae
Product: F-box/LRR-repeat protein fbxl-1
Biological process (GO): SCF-dependent proteasomal ubiquitin-dependent protein catabolic process
Cellular component (GO): SCF ubiquitin ligase complex
Molecular function (GO): protein binding
Source: RefSeq, a predicted model, not a curated record